Molecule: messenger RNA, 2296 nt
Organism: Urocitellus parryii (Arctic ground squirrel)
Lineage: Eukaryota; Metazoa; Chordata; Mammalia; Rodentia; Sciuridae
Source: RefSeq, a predicted model, not a curated record
AGGCCCAACUCUGGAGAACCAGGAAAUGUUACUGUUAUCAUUCAAGGAUAUAGCCAUUGAUUUUACUGAAGAGGAGUGGGAAUGCCUUCAGCCUGCUCAGAAAAACUUAUAUAAAGAUGUGAUGUUAGAGAACUAUAGAAACUUUGCCUUCCUGGCCAUGACUCCAUAUGAUACCCAAGAAUAUUCACCAGAAAAGGGCAUAAAACAUUUAUUUCCCAAAGUGAUAAAUGGGAAAUAUAGAAGUUGUGGUUUUGACUAUUUACAACAAAAGAAAAUAUGGAAAACCACAAGUGAGAGUGAACACCAGGAAUCAUAUAAUACAAAAUUAGGCCUUGUUCACCACCAGAGAAUUUAUACUGGAGAGAAGCCCUACAGAUAUAAACAACGUGGCAAAGCUUUUAGUAAAAUAAAUGGUCUUAUUAACCACAGAGUAACCCACACUGGACAGAUGCCCUACCAAUGGGCAGAAUGUGAUAAAGUUUUUAAAGAAAAAUUAAACUUUAUUAAGCAAAGCAGAAUUCACACUGAAGAGAAGCCCUACACAUGUGACAAAUAUGAUAAAGCUUUUAGUAAAAACUUAAACCUUAUUUACCAAAGAAGAAUUGACACUGAAGAAAAGCCCUACAAAUGUAAAGAAUGUGGUAAAGCUUUCAGUCAAAAGUCACAACUUAUUUGCCACAGCAAAACUCAUACUGGUGAGAAGCCUCACAAAUGCAUAGUAUGUGACAAAGUUUUUAAUCAAAUAUCAACCCUUAUUUGUCACAGAAGAAUUCACACUGGAGAGAAGCCCUACAAAUGUAAAGAAUGUGGCAAAGCCUUCAGUCGAAAAGUUGGUCUCAUUUGCCACAGAAGAACUCACACUGGAGAAAAGCCCUACAAAUGUAAAAAUUGUAGCAAAGCUUUCAGUCGAAAAUCACACCUUAGUUGCCACAGCAAAACUCACACUGGAGAGAAGCCCUACAAAUGUAAAGAAUGUGGCAAAGCCUUCAGUCAAAAAGUUGACCUUAUUUGCCAUAGCAGAAGUCACACUGGAGAGAAGCCCUACAAAUGUAAAAAUUGUAGCAAAGCUUUCAGUCGAAAAUCACACCUUAGUUGCCACAGGAGAACUCAUACUGGAGAGAAGCCCUACAAAUGUAAAGAAUGUGGCAAAGCUUUCAAUCAAAAAACAUGCCUUAUUCGCCACACCAGAUCUCACACUGGAGAGAAGCCCUACAAAUGUAAAGAAUGUGGAAAAGCUUUCAUUCAAAAAUCAGACCUUAUUUACCACAGAAGAACUCACACUGGAGACAAGCCCUACAAAUGCAAAAAUUGUAGUAAAGCUUUCAGUCGAAAAUCACAUCUUAGUUGCCACAGCAGAACACACACUGGAGAGAAGCCCUACAAAUGUAAAGAAUGUGGCAAAGCCUUCAGUCAAAAAGCAGACCUUAUUUGCCACAGGAGAACGCACACUGGAGAGAAGCCCUACAAAUGUAAAAAUUGUAGCAAAGCUUUCAGUCAAAAAUCACACCUUAUUUGCCACAGCAGAACGCACACUGGAGAGAAGCCCUACAAAUGUAAAGAAUGUGGCAAAGCCUUCAGUCAAAAAGUAGGACUUAUUUACCACAUCAGAUCUCACACUGGAGAGAAGCCCUACAAAUGUAAAGAAUGUGGCAAAGCUUUCAUUCAAAAAUCAGACCUUAUUUGUCACAGUAGAACUCACACUGGAGACAAGCCCUACAAAUGCAAAAAUUGUAGUAAAGCUUUCUUUCGAAAAUCACACCUUGUUUGCCACAGCAAAACUCACACUGGAAUGAAGCCCUACAAAUGUAAAGAAUGUGGCAAAGCUUUUACUCGAAAAUCACACCUUAUUUGCCACAUUAGAACUCACACUGGAGAGAAGCCCUAUAAAUGUAAAGAAUGUGGCAAAGCUUUCAGUCAAAAAUCACACCUUAUUUGCCACAGUAGAACUCACACUGGAGAGAAGCCCUACAAAUGUAAAGAAUGUGGCAAAGCUUUCAGUCAAAUAUCAAACCUUAUUUGCCACAGAAAAACUCACACUGGAGAGAAGCCCCAUAAAUGUAAAGAAAGUGGCUAAGCUUUCUGUCAAAAAUCACACCUUAUUUGCCACAGAAGAAAUCACACUGGAGAGAAGCCUCACAAAUGCAAAGUAUGACAGUGCUUUACUCAAAUAUCAACUCUUAUUUGCCACAGGAGAAUUCACACUCAAGAAAAGACCUACAAAUGUAAGGAAAGUGACAAAGCUUUUAGCAAUAAAAUAAGCCUUAUCCACCAGAGAAGAACUUACACUGGAGAAUAG